Dreissena polymorpha is the source of this 2773-nucleotide messenger RNA. RefSeq lists its product as uncharacterized. The record is from RefSeq and is a predicted model, not a curated record. The coding region runs from base 698 to 2485 and encodes 595 amino acids. NCBI's taxonomy places the organism in Eukaryota, Metazoa, Mollusca, Bivalvia, Myida, Dreissenidae. The transcript is spliced from 2 exons.
UUUAUGCCUAGCAUCUAGAAAAAAAUGCAUAGGCAAACAACGUAGACUCAGAUGAGACGCCACAUGAUGUGGCGUCUCAUCAGGUCUGCGCUGUUUGCUUAAAGGAAUUUCUGUAAGAAAUAUUAAAGAAAUAAAUAUACAAGACAUCCCUAAUUUUGUAAAAAAAAGAUCCAAUUUUGGGCGUGUUUUUAUGCUCAUAUAUUAAUGUAUGUUUGGUCAUUCGUUAAUUUCGGUAACUGAAGCGAGUAAAUGUAAAAGAAACAAAACUAGUAUAGCUUUUUUGUAGGUAACUUGAAAGGGCAGACACAGACAACCGUUCAAAAAACGUGAAAUGUUAUGCAAUUACUGAACGAGAACAUGCUUUUUUAUUGGUUCCUUAUACCAUUAAAAUCAAUCACUACAUCACGUGUCACUCAUUAUGCAUUUCAUUUUACGCUAUUCAUACUUUUUUUAUUCUUAUCGAUAAGCUCAUUGAUAUUUAGCUAAGUCAGUAAGUGUUAAAUAUUUUUUGUUUUACCUCGCAGCAAGUUCAUCAAAUGAUCCUGUCACUGGUCGAUUUCUUCUUGAGAGAAACACUUUCAAUGCAUGAAUUGACCAUAACCUAAACGUCUCCAAGGUCAUGUCACUUAAAUCAUCCAUUCUGUAAGUUAUUUUUACAUUUACUACGCUCUAAUAACGAAACACAAAGACUUCCCGGAUGACUAACUAUUACAAAUGGCGGCUACUCGGUUUUUUACUCGUACAUCCGGGCACUUGGAAACCGUCGACAAUCGCCCACUUCGAAACUGUUAAUCCGUGUAUUUAUACACGGAUUAACAGUUUCGCAAUGCGCAUGCGCAAAACCAACUUACCUGGAAGAGUUACUCCGCCUGAAUUGCGAGUAAAAAUAUUGUUGAAUCUCGAUAUGGCUUUAACAUGUUGCGUUCAAAACUGCUCUAAAGGGGCAUACUGGUUAAAUAAAUGGAAGAAACAACUGUGUGACGUCUGUGGAUGUUUGCACAAAGAGAGAGACUGUAAAUGCGAUCCGCCAUUCAGACUAUUCACUUUCCCAACAAAGAAAAAGAAUCCAGAGCAAAGGGAAAAAUGGAAACAGCUGGUAGGAAGACGUCAGGGCAAUGGACAACUCUGGUCACCAGGCAAAGACAGUCGGGUUUGUUCGGAUCAUUUCACAGAUGGAGAACCAACCAUAAAUAAUCCAUUGCCUACUGUCAGCAUGGGAUAUAAUGAAGCAGAGAAACGAGUGAAGAGAAUGACACAGUUUGAGGCGACUAGCACAAAACAUACGAAAAGGCGUAGACAAAUUAGUGCAAAAGACAAUGACCAUGCGUCUGAGGAAAAUCUUGUUGCAACACCUAUUUAUGAUGACCCAGAGGUUGAGUUACUUUCCCACACUUACAAACUGCCAUGGUUUGUUAAUUUGUUGGCUGUGUUUGUUACUCUGUGUUUACGAAUCAGUGAACAGAACAAGCAGAUUGUUAAGUUGAAAGCCGAGGUGUUCAUACAGAAGCAAAUAAUAGACAGGCUUAAGAAUACUGUGUACAGUGAGAAAAUACUUAAGACCGACGAUGAUGUUCAGUUUUACACUGGUUUGACAAACAAGUCUCUGUUUAACAAAUUACAUGAGUAUAUUUCACCAUUUGUUACAAGAAGGUGGACUGGUGUUAUGUCAAUGGCCAAAAAUGUUAGAAAAUUAAAAUCCAAAUUGUCAGCCCGUUCUGGUGCAAAGUUUGGGCCGGAGAGAAAAAUGUCAUCGAGGACAGAAUUUUUAAUGACAUUAAUGAAGUUAAGGCUAGGGCUGUUAAAUAAAGACUUGUCCAAGAGAUUUGAUAUUUCGGAAACUUUAUGCUCAAGAAUUUUCCUUGCAUGGCUUAGGGCAUCAUUCGAAGUCUUAAAGUCAAUGGUGUACAUACCAAACGAAGAGUCUUUGAUUGCCUCUAAACCCCAAAGAUUCCGGAAAUUUCCAGAUCUGCACUCGAUUAUAGACUGUACUGAAUUAUUUAUUGAAACGCCCAAAGACCCUCAUCUCCAGAGCGCAACUUGGAGCAACUACAAAAACCAUAACACAAUGAAAAUUCUUGUCGCGUGUGCUCCUAAUAGUGCAAUUGUGUUUGUUUCGCCUACAUACCUCGGUAGAAUUUCAGAUAAGGCUCUAACAUUAGACUGUGGGUAUUUGGACAUGUUGCCUACAAACUCCAUGAUAAUGGCAGAUAAAGGAUUCAACAUCACUACGGAAUGCAUGCAACGAAACAUAAGUUUGCAUAAGCCACCAGGCAAGCGUGGAAAUUCUCAGAUGUCAAGUGCUUGUGUACAAAAAACUAAACGAAUAGCAAAUCACCGAAUUUUAAUUGAGCAGGUAAUCAGGAGAUUAAAAACAUUCCGUAUACUGGCAAAUGAAAUUCCAAUUUCACUUGUGGAUCACAUAGAUGAAAUGGUGAUGGUCUGCUCUGCCCUAUGCAAUAUAAAGGUACCAAUAUACAAAUCGUAGUUGGAAGAUACAUGUACAUGGUUGUCAUCACUGGAUAGUUUCCAUAAACUGUUGUACAGAAUGUGUUUGUGUUGUUUUUGAAAUGCAAUUUUAUUAUGGGCAUGGAAUGCAUAGUUGUCGGUUACAUUUUCUUGUAUAAGAUAUUGAACUGCAGAAUAUGUAUUUGACAAUUACAUGUUUUUAAAACCUACUUGUUCAAUUUGCAUGAUUGUUAAAGUUCUGUUAUUUCAAAAUAUUGCAGCAUUGUAUGUAAAAAUAAUCAUUGUAUGUGAAAAUAAAUGGUUAUUA